Pelobates cultripes (western spadefoot toad) is the source of this 14274-nucleotide messenger RNA. The record is from the annotation of a GenBank genome assembly. NCBI's taxonomy places the organism in Eukaryota, Metazoa, Chordata, Amphibia, Anura, Pelobatidae.
AUGGAGCCAGCUAUUCGGCUGAAACCAGGUGAGUCUUUCUAUGGGGGGCUGCUAACAUUCAGGUAAGUCUUUCUAUGGGGGCUGCUAACAUUCAGGUAAGUCUUUCUAUUGCUGAUUCAGGUAAUGCUGCUAACAUUCAGGUAAGUCUUUCUAUGGGGGCUGCUAACAUUCAGGUAAGUCUUUCUAUUGCUGGGGGCUGCUAACAUUCAGGUAAGUCUUUCUAUUGGGGGGCUGCUAACAUUCAGGUAAGUCUUUCUAUGGGGGCUGCUAACAUUCAGGUAAAUCUUUCUAUGGGGGCUGCUAACAUUCAGGUAAGUCUUUCUAUGGGGGGAAGGGGGGGGCUGCUAACAUUCAGGUAAGUCUUUCUAUUGGGGGGCUGCUAACAUUCAGGUAAGUCUUUCUAUAGGGGGAGCUGCUGAUCUUAUAAGUCUUUAAAUUCAAGAUAAUUAGCAGACUCACUCCACUGCCUGGUUAUAACUGCAUUAAUAGCUCUGUAGCUGUAUUUGUGGAUGAGAGUAGUGAGAGUAGUAGCUCAGUGUUUGGGGGCUUAGAACACUGUAUCAUGUAUUGAAUGUUUCAUACCCAUCUUGGAAAAGUCAUGUGAAAGACGUGCAGGAUCUGGGAAUCACAAGUCUGGUCUGUCGCUGAGCUCAUACAAUCCUUUAAGACCCCUUCUCUGUGUGCAGCCCCCCAUCACUUCAGUAGCAGUGAACCCCAUCAUUACAUAUUCCCAUUUAUUCCUCAUCCGAUCUUUUACCACCUUUCCCUGGAUUCUUGUUUCUCCCUCAGCCUAGACUUUCAGUAUCCAUUUUCCUCUUCAUAUUGGCUCCUUUCUCAGUUUGUGCAUAGAAAUAAAAUUACUUGUAGCUGACACCUUGUACUGUGAUAUGUGCAGAUCUAUACAUACCUUAUUGGAGAAUGCAGCUCUUCCACUUUAUACUGUAAUAUUACAUAAACCCUGAAGGCAACUACGGCAGAGCAUUCUAUUCCUGUAAAUGAUACAAAGACGGUUUUUCAUUAAAGUCUGAAAUUCAAAAUGAACUUGCAAUUUAAAAUACGGCAAAAUUCUGGGAAAAAAAAUCUCCGAGCUGUGACUAUAGCGGAGCUGGGGAUUGUUUUCAAAGCAUUUACUGUUUUUUCUCUUCAAAUUUUAUCUAAUUCAGUUAUUAUAGUCCAAAUUUUGACAUUUAGAUUCAUAUUCACUACACUGUGGUGUUUAUUGAAUAAGCCCCUUGGUGAGUAACCUUGAGCUGUCUGAUAGGAAACAAGCUAACCAGUAAUUCCGAACGAAUUCUCAAACCCGAUUCACUUACCCACUGUGGUUUAGGUGCUGCUGUUCCCUUUUAUAUCAUAAAGUCACGAACAAGUGUUUCACAUGGCACAAAACAAUGAACAUGUCAUAUCCUUUAAACGAACACUAUAGCGUAAGGAAUACAAAUAUGUAUUCUUAACGCUAUAGAGCCCUAGUUACCUAGUAACCAUUUAUUUGCUUACCGUAAUCCAGUUUCAGGCUUUCUUGGCACUGGUGACCUCUCCUCCUCCAUCGAUGUCAGCUUGCGAGUAGAGCCGAAUGUGCACGUGCGGCUGGACUCUGUGAGGACGUCCAGCGUCAGAUAAGUGCUAUUUACUCCGUGUAAAUUGCAUAAGCGCCUCUAGUGGCUGUCAGGGAGACAGCCGCUAGAGGCUGGAUUAACCCUAAAGUGUAAACAUAGCAGUUUCUCUAAAACUGCUAUGUUUUCAGCUGCAGGGUUAAAACUAGGGGGACCUGGCACCCAGAGCACUUCAUUGAGCUGAAGUGGUCUGGGCUCCUAUAGUAGUCCUUUUACUCCGACUUUUUGGGACCGACUGAACAAUGUCUUCUUACUAACACACACACUCCCAGUUCCCAUCAUCCAGAAGUAGAGAACUUGGCUGUAAUAUUAUUUUAUAUUAAUUUAUUCUAUUCUCGUUUUGAUUCCAUUUAAGGGUGUAGCAAAUCGGACAUUCGUAAGAAGGUUUGGGAUUAUAUUGAGAAGAAUGAUUUGGCAGACUUUCCAAGACCCGUUCAUAACCGGAUACCCAACUUCAAGGUAUAGUAAGAUAAUUAUAUACAUCGGUGUAUUGUAUGUGAAUCAGAUGACUUGCUAACGGUAUCUGAAAUGUGGCCUACAGGUGGAGAAGGGAAUUUACCUGUUCAAUUUCACACAGAUUAUUAGAAUCCAAAAUUAGAUUUAGGCAGUGAUUUUAUAUAUAUAUAUAUAAUGGGCCUGUAUAAAAUGUGCAUAUUAAAAAUGAGGAUAAGGGAAGUAAAUGAAAAGGGGGCACAGAAAAUGGGAAAGAUUAGAAUCCUCUGAUCUAAUUAUUAGAAUGUCAUAACUGUAUAUAAUGUAUUUAUGAUGGCCCUGAGGCCAUUCACCAUUAAGUAUAAAAAAACUGUGAGACACUGGGAAACUAAAACCGUGUGCAUCGCGUUUAAUGUUCAAAGACAAAGAAUCCUGUAGAAGCCCCUACACAGGUCAGAGUAUUCAGAUUACAGGAUUUCUUAACUGUCCAGCUGAGUUUGUGAUAUAUGAAAUAUAUAAUAGCAUUCAGUGCUACUCUAUAAGCUGAUUGCAACGUCUUGCAUACAGUAUGUCCGUAAUACUUCUCUAUGAGACAAGUCAUCAAGCUGUCAGUAAGGAGUCUCUCCGUUCUGGAACAAGGAAAGUUUGUUUUUUAUUUUUAUAUUUUGUGUUUUUUUUUAUCUUUAAAGUAAUGGCAGUAAAUACUUGAACUCACAUAGCAGACUAAUAAAAAAAAUAUAUAUAUAUAUAUAUAUAUAUAUAUUAAAUGAACAUUCCAAGCACCAUAACCACUACAGCAUGUUAGAGUGGCUAUGGUGUCAGGAGUGCCCGCACAUUUAAGCAGUCAAACAGUUUUAGAUUAGUUUGACUUAUUACUUGGGGUCAGCUGUGCGACACUCCCUGUAGUUGAGUUACGGAGCUGUGCCCAGUGGGCCCCAGGUAAGAAGUCAAAAAGUUCUAAAACAGUAUGAAUACUUACAUAUCGCUGGGACACCACGGCAUUCUUGGCACCAUUACCACUACAGCAUUCUGUAGUGGUUAUGGUGCUUGGAGUAUUCCUUUAAGGUACUGUUAAGCUAACAUAUGGAAAUAAAAUUAUAGUUGACUUAUCUACUUCAGCAGACCUCUAUUAGUUUGCCAACAUUUCUUUCCUAACACAGGGGGCAUCCCAUGCUUGUGAAAAGCUGCUGAGCUUGCCAGAAUUCCACGAUGCCAGGACGGUUAAGAUUGACCCUGAUAGCCCUCAUAAGAAUGCCCGCUUCCUCACCCUGGAUGUAAGUAAUUUGUGUUUACACUAUUCUGUCUUCUUGUAUCCGAGAAGGUCAAGGAAAACGCAGAAUUUUGGAAAGCGUUUGUUUGGCAUCGCCUUGAUAAAUAAAUAAGACAUUGCCUUGAUAAAGGUCCAGGACCUUUGCAACCAACACAGUUAUGUGUUUUGUUUGCAACGUUCGCUUUAAGUAGUAGCAAGCUGGUGCUAGCUCAGUGAGUUAACACCCUAACUUUAGAGACUUGUAUGUAUAACCUGAAAUGUUUCAGUCAUAAACAACCCACACAGCCUUUCAUCUUUCUGAGAUCUCUGAAAAGAGUAGCAAGUAUGUUGGGUUAUAACAGGGGUUUCCAAUUAAUUUUUUCUGUGGAACCCUUUGACAUAGAGUAUCAACAUCGUGGAAUCCACACCCUCCCUCCCACCCCCCUCGAAUUUUUUUUUUUAAAUUGCACCGUUUUUUGUAUGGGCCGGUGUGUGUCAAGGUGCAUAUAUCUGUGCUUGUAUGUGCCACUGUGUGCGUGUGUGUGUAUAUCAGACACACAGAUACACACACUGGCACAUAGUGGCACACAGAUACACACACCUUGACAUACAGUGUGUACCAAAUACAAGUACCUGACGAAGGGAGCAGAGGCUCCCUUACUGAGAAGACACAAAUAUCGGCCCUGUAGAGAGCAUAUGGAAUUUAAAAAAAUAAGGAUCUAGAUUCUAGACAAACUAAAGAGAGGAGGAAAAAAAAGUGUAUUGGAGUUAGAGCACUAUACCUGGUGUCAAUAACAUGGGAGAAUUACAUUUCCCUGCGUUGGGAAGCAACUCAUAGACUUUGGACAGGUCCAGCGUUAGCCACGUUACAAAAUCAAUUAAAGUUUAACCUAAAGCUUAGAAGAAAGUAAGACUUUUUCAAAGUCAAUAACUAUAUACAAUUACCGGCCCACUGAACAUCUACGCCCCCUAAGAACAAUAAAUAGAGCUAUGGAUGAGUAGCACAGGACAGCAUACCCAAAGUGUCUCGUCCCUCCACCCCCCUGGCCAGCACCAGAUUAAGAGCCCAGUGGGCCUGGUGCUGACAAAUAAGAGGGGCCUAAGUACAGGUGGAGAAGGGAAUUUACCUGUUCAAUUUCACACAGACUAUUAGAAUCCAAAAUUAGAUUUAGGCAGUGAUUUUAUAUAUAUAUAUAUAAUGGGCCUGUAUAAAGGUCUUAUCGACCAAAAACACUAAAAUAGUCAUACCUCUCAAGCGUUAUGUAUCUGGUGGAGAUGUUGCCGGAUGGAAACUCAUAGGAUGCAGCUAUAAGAAAACUCAGUUUCUCUUAAAAUAUGCUAAUCUCUCUCUAAUUCAUGCUUUUCAUCUUUCAAGUAAAUCCAUACCCCCUAACAGCAGUGUAGCAGAAAGUCAACGGGCGGUGUAAAAGGGUGGGCCACUGACGCGGAUCAUGUAACCAGAACUUCUGAAAGGGACGAACAUGUGCAAAAAGGAGGUGUGUCUGCCCAAAGAAUUGGAAGGCUAGUCUGACAUGAAUGCAUGUUAAGCUACCCGCCAAUCAUGCAUGCUGGCCAACAGCAUCCUGAGCUUGGCAUAAAUGCGUCUAAUGAUGCAUUCGCUCCAUGCUUUUUAAAGACCGUCCCCUAGCACUCACAUAUCAACUUGUCUCCUUACGUUCUUACUAGUAGGCAGAAGCUCCUAGUAUACAGUCUGAGACAGAGAAAAGGUGGAUGUAUGAGUGUAGAUGAAAGAACAUGCCACAGUGUUAGAGAGACCAAAGUGAGCAUUACCUAACCUAAUUUCAUUUCAGCUAGUCCACACAAGUUUUGUUUCCAUGUAUCCCUGUUAAGUUUCCAUACUUAAGCAAUAGUAUGUGAAGAGUAGUUAGGGUUGCCACCUUUCUUGGAAAAAAAUACAGGCCUUACUAAUUUGCAUAACAAAUUAUGUAUGCGUGACUUGAUGUUAAUCACAAGGAAUGACAUAAGAGAAAAUUCUGUAAAAUCACCAAAAACUACUUACAGUUUGAUUCUGAUGUUUAGAUGGAUUGCUCCCAGUGUCCCCUAUUGUCUGUGUCCCUAUGUCUCCCAUGGUCCGAACAUGUCCCCAUGUCACUAGGGGACACUGUGAGACAUGGGGACACUGUGAGACAUGGGGACACUGGGAGACCUGGGGACACAGACUAUGUAUUACAGUGUCCCUAUGUAUUACAGUGUCUCAGUGACCUGUGUUUUCCAGUGUCCCCAUGUUGCCCAGUGUCUGUGUUACCAUGUCUCCCAUUGUCCCCAUGUCACUAGGGAACACAAGGACAUGGGGGCACUGGGAGACAUGGGGACACUAGGGACACUGGGAGACAAGGGGACUCAGACAUCAGGGACACUGGCUGGGAGACAUGGGGACACAGACACCAGGGACACUGGCUGGGAGACAUGGGGACACAGACACCAGGGACACUGGCUGGGAGACAUGGGGACACAGACACCAGGGACACUGGCUGGGAGACAUGGGGACACAGAUACUAGGGACACUGGCUGGGAGACAUGGGGACACUGAGACAUCAGGGACACUGGCCGGGAGACAUGGGGACACUGAGACACCAGGGACAUUGGCUGGGAUUCAUGGGGACACUGAGACACCAGGGACACUGGCUGGGAGACAUGGGGACACUGAGACACUUAAGGACAUUGUGUCCCUAGUGUCUCAGUGUCCUCAUGUGUCCCCAAGUGUCUGUGUCCCCAUAUGUGUCUGUUUCCCCAUGUCUCAGUGUCCUCAAGUGUCACCAUGUGUGUCUGUGUCCCUAAGUGUCUGUGUCCCCAUGUCUCCCAGCGUCCACUAGUGUCUCAGUGUUACCGUGUCUCAGUGUCCCCAUGUGUUCCCAUGUGUGUCUGUGUCACUAUGUCUGUGUCCCCAUGUGUGUCUGUCCCUGUGUCUCCAAGUGUCCCCAAGUGCCUUAGCAUCCCCAGAGGUCUCCCUGUCUCCCUAUUGUCUCAGUGUCCCCAUGUCUCCCUGCAGCCUUUACCCUAUCCCUCACUUCCCUGAGCCGUAGGCUGUCUCUGCAGGCUGGGAGCUGCUGUCUGGACUCUCUGUGCUGUGAAGCUGCUCCCCCGCGGAUCAGUAGAGAGAUGCAGGUAUAUGCUUUAACUUCCUAUCCCUACCUCUCUCCACAUACACACACACACACACACAGCGACCCCUACUGGCCGGUGCUGGUAUUGCAGAGUAAUCUGUUUUUUUUUACUGAGAAAAAUACCGGCAUUUGUAUUGCCGAUAUUGCUGUUAUAUCGGUACCGGCCAGGCAGCCAAAAAAAAAUUACUUUUUUUUUUUUUUUUUUUUUUAAAGCAAUGGGCCUAUUCCAUGGGCUUGGGCCUGGGGCUGCAGCUCCAUCAGCCCCUAUGUUAAUCCGGCCCUGCCCCUGGCCGAGAACCAUACCGUGUACUCCAAUGGAAGGAGGCAUCCAGAGUAGAAAUAUACCAUUUCCACGUGAGAGAUUUCUUUUAAAAACUGAAGGGUCCACUCCAGCACUGAGUGUCCAUUUAAAUUCUUAGCAACAAUUCAUACUCAUGUGGUUGUUUCAGAAGCUGUUAGGCCAAUGGGUAUUUGGUAAUAAAGUAAAACCAUGUAUUUUUUUUAUUUAUUAUUCUUUAUUUUAAAGAAAGAGCAAAACAGCAUAAAAUGCUCACGGUUUAGUACAAAUAUCAUUAUAAAAGUUAGGGAGAAAGGGGGAAAACAAUAAACAGAGAGGGGAUGGGAGGAGGAAGCUCUUUGUCCACAAAGUUGCUGUAUAUUUACUGUUACAUAGUUACAUCGUUACAUAGCUGAAAAGAGACUUGCGUCCAUCAAGUUCACACUACCUCACAUUUGUUUUUUGCUGUUGAUCCAAAAGAAGGCAAAAAACCCCAGUUUGAAGCACAAUUUUGCAACAAGCUAGGAAAAAAUUCCUUCUUGACCCCAGAAUGGCAGUCAGAUUUAUCCUUGGAUCAAGCAGUUAUUACCCUACAUUGAAAGAUUAUAUCCUUGAAUAUUCUGUUCUUGCAAGUAUGCAUCUAGUAGCCAUUUGAACAUCUGUAUGGACUCUGAUAAAACCACUUCUUCAGGCAGAGAAUUCCACAUCCUGAUUGUUCUUACAGUAAAAAAACCUUUCCUUUGCCUUAGACGAAAUCUUCUUUCUUCCAGUCUAAACGCAUGGCCUCGUGUCCUAUGUAAAGUCCGGUUUGUGAAUAGAUUUCCACACAAUGGUUUGUAUUGGCCCCGAAUAUAUUUGUAUAAUGUUAUCAUAUCCCCUCUCAGGCGACGUUUUUCUAAACUAAAUAGGUUUAAAUUUGUUAACCUUUCUUCAUAGCCAAUAUGUUUCAUUCCUUUUAUUAAUUUUGUAGCCCGCCUCUGCACUUGUCUAGUGCCAUAAUAUCCUUCUUUAAAACAGGUGCCCAAAAUUGCACAGCAUAUUCAAUAUGGGGUCUUACCAGUGAUUUAUAAAGAGGCAAAAUGAUAUUCUUGUCCCGAGAAUGAAUGCCCUUUUUCAUGCAUGACAAUACCUUACUGGCCUUGGCCACUGCUGAUUGACAUUGCACAUUGUUGCAUAGUUUGUCUAUAACAAUUGUUGCAUAGUUUCUUGUCUAUAACAAGUGUUUCUGGAUGAAGAGAUGUGAUUCCGUAACUAGUUUUAGCAGAAGUAAUGAAACGGGUAUAAAUACUGGCAUCCCUUUAGUGGACCCUGAUUUUAUUCACUAUAAACGAGGAUAUGUGGAGCCACGGCAGCUGUAAACCUUGACGGCAUCAAGUGUGCUGAUAAAAUGAAUAACAGUAAAAUAUUGAGCAGGAUUACUACUGGAAAUGUUAUAUUUUAUUUAACCUCAUAUCUUUCCUAUCCACAGGCUCAUAAAAUACUGCUUGUGCCAACUCCACGGCUUCGAAAAGGACUGUUUAACAGGAUCACCCCACCAGCUAGGGCUGGCAAAGAAAUGCUGAAAAUGUGCUCUACUCCACAGGUCGGGUGCACAGCACAUACUAUGGUGUAAAUAGUGAAAUCUGCAACCACUGGAUGGUGUUAGAAAAGAGCGAAGGCAGUCUUAAACCAUAUUUCUAAAAACAAAAACCUUCUUUUUAUUAAGUUGAUAAUAAAAAUAGGACAAGACAAAUCAAAUCAUCGGCAUUCUGAAAUGAAAAAAAUCUCAAGCAGAAAAUGAGAGAAAAAAAAACAGGAAACAAAUCUAUAAAAUAUUAGUUAGAUCUAUGUAAUACUGAAAAAAUAAAUACCACCGUACAAAAGGAAAACAUAAUAAGUGUUGAGUUUUCCUAGCCCAGUUCCAACUCCGUUAUAAUAAACCAGGCAUUAUUACUAAUUUGUCUCAAAAGGGACAACAAACGAUUAAUUCCAAAAUCUUCAAAACUUAACUAAUUUCUUAUUUCAGCCAAUAAUAAUGUUUUUUUUCCUGUAAAUGUUACUUUCCCUUUCUAUUCCCCCCCCCCCUUCUCUUCCACUUAUCUUUCACUUUACUUGUUUGUUCCAUUUAUACAAAAUUUGUACAGUAUUAGACAAUCUCAACAUUAUUGCCUUUACAAGAAUAGAAGAGACAAGAGAGAAAGUCUAUUCAAAAUCUUGAACUGUUUUUGCAUUAGAUUUAAAUGGUUAAUUGCUUUCAAGACUGUUGUCUAAGAAUGUAUCCAUUCUACUGUUGAAAGUUUUCUAUUCAAGUCUCUUUCCCAUUUUUUAAAAGCCGGGAAAGUUUGAAGUGAAUCAGUUUCUUGGUAAGUUAGUAAUUGUUUUUAAAAGGUUGUUCAAAUCAUUGCCCGUUAGAAGUCUUUCUAAAUUAACUAACUUCUAAAAUCUCUUUAGGAAAGGAAGUAUUUAGGAAACUUUUGAUUCUUAUAUAGUUAAAAUAUUCAAUACGAGCUGAUCAAUAUAUGACACAAAUUGAGUCAAAUGACUUAGUCCUAGGGCCCAGCAUAAUGAUGAGGUAAAAAAAAUGAGAAUAUCAAUAGAUCUAUUUGAAGCCUUGCAACGGUCUUAUUUAUAAUUGUUGUAAAAUCAGUACAACCCUCUAAGUUUAAAUGACUAAUUCUUGUUAUUAAUGGGAGUUGCAGUCCACGUUUCUUUUCCCCUUUACCAGACCACUGCAUCUCUCUUAAUUGACUGAAGCUUGGAAAAUACUCCACCUCAUUUAUUCUUGCAUUGCUACCAUAUUAUCAUGUGUUACUAUAGAAUUGUUACCAUUUAUACCUGUAGUUUGCCACUGUAAUUGUCAGUUUGUAUUAUUGUCAUUUAAUGUUUCUGACCAAUAUUUCAUGUAGACAGUUAUUAAUAUUUUGGGUGAUAGAAUUUGGUUGCUAAACUUUUCAAUAGUAUAGAACACAUGGCUACUCAGCCUACCCCUCCUCCCUCUUUCCUAUUCUCCUCCCAGCUGUAAAUACCUUCAUAUAACUGUUCCAUCUCUGUCCUUCAGGCCUCAUCUCACACUCAUACUCAGUGGAGCUCUCCACGAUAUUACAGCAACUCCACUUUGUGCCCUCCAUUCCUGUUAAAGGGUUACUCCAAGCACCUUGACCACCUCAGUGAUUUGAAGUGGUUAUGGUGCCUGUAUAUUGUAUGCGCACCUUUUCAUAGUGACAUGCUACACAUAUAGCCUUUUGCUGCCAGAGGUGUAACUCUACAAGUGUUCUUGGCUGGCUAAUGUCAAUUCUGUGCGUCGUAGAUGUCUAUUGUUAGCAUGCUUGUUACAGACAACCAAUGGCUGCAAUGCCCUCAGCCCAUUCUCCCUGACAUUCCUCUUCCUGUAGCGAGGGGUGGUCAUUGGUAGAGGAUCCGGUUGCUGGGAAUACUGUCUGCUGCCAUCUACUGGCUAAACACUGCAUUACAGCUUCUUGAUUUGAAUUUCACGCUUUACUUGAUUUUCUUGUAGUAUUUAAAGAACAUUAAGUCUAUUUGCAGGGAGUGAAAGAGCACAGUGUCCCUGUGAGUUUGGAUGACAGAAUAUCCGUGGACCUGGUGGUCGUGGGCUCUGUGGCUGUGUCUGAAAAAGGUAAAACAUUUGUCUAAAUGGGUGACAAAUUCAUCAUACUAAUAGUACAAACUGUGAGAACCACUGCAGCCUGAAUGCAUGUUUUUACAUUGCCCCUCACUGGAGAAGUCCAGAGCAUCAAAACAUGGAGCACACCGCUGUCAGUGCAGGGAGCGCACCGCUGUCAGUGCAGGGAGCGCACCGCUGUCAGUGCAGGGAGCGCACCGCUGUCAAUGCCCGUUUCUCACUUGAGGUUCUGUUAUUCAGGUUGGAGAAUUGGAAAAGGAGAAGGAUUUGCUGACUUGGAGCACGCCAUGAUGGUGGCGAUGGAAGCGGUUACAGAAGACACUGUUGUGGUCACUAUAGUUCACGAUUGUCAAGUAAGUUUCAACUUCCUCCUCCUGUUAUUACAGUUACUAUGUUAUUACAUAAUAGCAGUCUCUGGAAUGCACCCCCUAACCCUGCAUAUUCAUAUAUUAAACGUAUGUUAAUUAAUGAGGGAUAUUUUAUUAUCUAAAGGACCAUUUUGUAAUAUGGGGCAUUCUGAAGGGUGAAAUCAACAUAAUUUAGCAGUGCCCAACUUAAAUAAAGCUUAAUUAGCUGCAAUUCAAAAUAACACAAAUCAGAAUCCCUGAGCUGUUCCUGAGGCAUUCUCCCCCUUUGCCAAGCUACCGGCGUUUAAAUACCAUAAAACAAAAUGUGACUAAGGGACAGGGCCAACAGCCAUGCUGAUCAGUCACACUCUGACUGAGCUCUGUGGAAUAGCUAUAUUUUCCCUUUUUAAAAAGCUUUCUACCUGUGAUUUCGGGCACACAAGCUACUGGGAAUACCACUUCCGCCUGCAAGCUCAUUGAUGUCAUCUCCCCCUGCCAGUGACGAUUAUCCCGGCACCAUACUCUUGAGUCUUCCCAAUUACCGCUGGUACCACUGAGACCGUGUCAAAGUCUGAACAAUACUAUAUCUAGUGUACAAGCCUUAUUAAGAUGGCGAACACUCCUCUGCAACUUGUGGCCUGCCUUAUACUAGCACUGGCUUGGACAAACUGUUAGCGGCUUUCUGGAGGAACAUAGGCAGACAACAGCAAGAUGACUAAGAAGGGAUCACACCCUACCCUUGAGUUAACGGCAAAAUAUCCAACAAAGAUUGGAUGGCCUUCCUCAGAUGGAGGCCAGGGCUCUGGUGUUUACUCGCCUUAAGAGAAUUUGGAAGAAUUUCUGUUCUCGGUUUUGGUACCAGCUCUCCAAAAGGGAUAAUGUACAAUGCCACAAACCAAGGCUGAGAGCCCUCAAGGGGACCUCUGGUGACUGAUCAAAACCCUUGGAGGGUCUACAGUCGACACUGUCAAGCGACAGCUUCACUCUGAAUUUCGAUUGGGGUGCCAAAGGUAGCCUUAUCAGUGGACAUUGCAUACAGGUUCUCGCUGGGGCACGAAGCUGGCGGAGUACUAUGGCUAAUGCGAACUGUGUUUCUUUUUGGGAACAGUCUUCGAACUGUGGAGUGAGUUGAUCUUAGUCAAUGGAGGGCUAUGAGAAGAGCAACACACUGUCUCCCAAUUUCUUAUUUUUUAGACUUAUGAUCGAUUUAAGGUUUUAAAGAAUAGUGCUCACUUGCCUUUGUGUGCCUCUCCGCAGUCAGGGGGUUAAACUUCUAAUUACCAACGGUAACAACCUUUUCAAGCUCGUUAAUUAUUUUUCUCAAUCAGUGCAUUCUGAAUCUUAAGUGUGAGUUUUUAUGCACUAUUAAUGUUGCCUAUCCUAAAAAUGGCAUGUUUAUUUUAUGUUUUAUUGUGUUACAUACCAUAAUCUACAAACAUGUAUUCCUGACCCUAUAGUGUUAACACCACCAUCUAGCCCUCCUGGGCCUGUCAUGCCUCCAUAAAUAUAGUAAAAAUCUUACUGUAUUCAAACCUGAAGCUGUAAAUCUGCAUGCUGUUAGACUCAGAAAAAAAAGCAGUCUGCUGACCUGUGGUAGCCUGAUCCAAUUACAGUGCUUCCCCAUAGGAUUGGCUGAGACUGACAAGGAUGCAGAUCAGGGGCAGAGCCAGCAUGAUUCAAACACAGCCCUGGCCAAUCAGCAUCUCCUCAUAGAGAUUAAUUGAAUCAAUGAAUCUCUAUGAGGAAAGUUCAGUGUCUGCAUGCAGAGGGAGGAGAUACUGAAUCACAGGAUUCUGUGCACAGUGCUGCCCUGUGCUCUGCUGACAGCAGAUCUGAGUGGAUGGAGGCAUAUUAUGCCUCCAUCAACUCUGAAGUCCAUCUGGUUCACUCUGAGUGACUGCAACUGAAGGUGUUACAAUGUUUAUAUUGAAAGCUAGUAUCUUCUCAGAAAAUACAGUGUUUACAUGAGAGAGGCUGCAGGGAGCUAUAGUUCUCACCUGAACAACUUCAUUAAGCUGAAGUUGUUGUUCAGGUGACUAUAGUGUCCUUUUAAUCUGUAAACGUAUAUAUUCUACCUCUGCGUAGGUUCCCUAAUGUGUUACCAACUCGUGUCGAUAAUCUCUGUGAUGUAUUCCUCCACGUCGAAAAUAAAAAUUUGACUCACAAACAUUUCAUUAAAAACAAAGUUGUGAUCCUCACCAACCCUGAAAUAACAGGAAGCUAGGCCCAACCCAGUUAUCUUAAAGCAAGGAAUGGGACUCGAGGCAGGAUGCUACCAUCCCACUUGAUUAAAAUAAAUAACCCCCUGCACAUCCACUUAAUCUCUCAGCUUCGUACAUGGCAUGAUUUAAGUUUACAGCAAAAAGCUAACGAAACCUAUAUUUCUGAACAUGCUAUUCAGUUUUUCAAAAUUUCAGAAUUUCUAAGCUUUGAACUCAAUUGAAACCUUUUUUUCCUACUUACCAAAUAGUUCUGGUUGUAACAUACAGAUUCAGAAAUUAAUCUCUGUGUGAUCAAAGCGCUUUCAGUCUGUCCGAUUAUUUCCCCAUUUUGCAAUUUGGAUGCACAGUUUUAGCUAACUAUGGAAAUAAAACAUGUAUAGGUCUAUGUGAAAUGCCUGGUUUAUUUAGUCAUAGUUUUGCUUAUUCCUCACCGAGAUCAUUGGAGUUACUGAAGGAUUAUAUUUUAUGUUCUCAAACUAGACAUGUCUGCCUUAUUGUGUUAAAGGUGCUUGAUUUUCCCGAGGAUCUCCUGGGAGACCACGACCUCACUGUGGACUAUAUAUUGACACCAACUCGAGUUAUUAAAACAGACUGCAAGCGUCCAAAGCCGGAAGGAAUCAUAUGGUCUAAGGUGAGAUUACUAUAGAAGUACCUCAUUCGUUCCUUAUUAAUUGCUGCCUCACUGUCCUUACUCAAAUAUCUCUAUAUUUGCACCUUGCAGGCAUUCCGUUUAUGCCUGCUGUAGUGGUUAUGGUGUAAGGAGUGUCCUGGCACCCUCUCGUGAACAUAUUUCGAACUGUUUUUAGAACAGUUCAAUUGCCUACAUGGGCCUUUCACGCCUCUGACUUGGUUUGGGGUUUAAACCAUGGAUCUGAUGACUUUCCUGGGUAAAUCAAUCUAAGUUUCCACCUAUGAUUAUUUUAGAACGAUGCCUUUCCAUUGAUAUGUAUAUAUUGGAUUGCUAACUGCACAGUGGUUAAACUCUUGUUUUAUCGUGCAGGUCACCUGGGAGAUGAUGAAGAAAAUUCCAAUCUUAAAGAAACUUCAAGCCAUUGAAAAAGAGGCCGGUAAAAACGUCUUCAUAAAGAAAGAUCAUGAUCAGGAAUUACACACCAGAUUGGAAGCCUGUGACUUGGGCGACGUGCAUACGUUAUAUAUAGGGAAUAUUCCCCCAACGACGACAAUCAACGAGUUUAAGGAUAUCUUACAGGAGAAAGGGGCUCCACCUUUACGACUCAAGUGGCAGAUAGAUCAUCAGAGAGCAUUCCUUGAUUACAUGGAUGUGGCCCAGGCUAGGCAGGCAUUGUCUAGCUUGCAAGGGUUAACAAUACGUGGUAAUUCUCUAUGGGUGAAUUUGGCCAGAGCUAAAGUGUCAAACUCCAAAACUCAGUAA